AUGCAUUGCGUCGCGCAACCCAAACAAUGGGAGCUGGGACUGUUCGAUAGCUUACUUCUGUUCUGGGAUAUCGGCAUCGUAUUGAGAGCACGCAGUUCGAUAUUUACCCGCGGUGAAAGCCAGAGUGCCUUGACAACACUCUCAGUCUACCAUAUUGCACGGAGCUUUCCCACCAAGGAAUCCGAGUACGAGUUUUUCCAGGCGCUGGACGACAUUCUCAGACCUAUCCUCAAGCCAAAGGGCAUUGAAUGGGAACUUGGGAUCUAUGAAGCUUCUCGUGACUUGUGGAGAGUCAACGGUUUGAUUGCGCCUGAAACCGGUUCUGCUACGGAGAAGGAAUGGUUCGAUGCCAAUCGAAUUGUCAACGAGGAGGGGUUGCUAAAGUCCAAGCCCAUGCUUGAGGAACAAAUUUCCAAGGAUGGGAGGAGGUAUUAG
Penicillium samsonianum is the source of this 435-nucleotide messenger RNA. RefSeq lists its product as uncharacterized. The coding region runs from base 1 to 435 and encodes 144 amino acids. NCBI's taxonomy places the organism in Eukaryota, Fungi, Ascomycota, Eurotiomycetes, Eurotiales, Aspergillaceae. The record is from RefSeq and is a predicted model, not a curated record. The transcript is spliced from 2 exons.